UCUCUUUCCUUGAUUGUAUAUAAAAAGCCACAAUACCCUUUACCCCUUUUGUGCCAUACCUCCUCACUUUCUUUCUUUUGGUACCAUUUUGAGUUCACCACUCAUAACCAAAUGAGUACUCUCCCUCAAACACAAGGGCAAACAAUUCAAGAUGCUUGGGACUGUAAGGGCAGUCCUGCAGAGAGGUCCAAAACUGGUGGUUGGACAUCAUCAGCAAUGAUUUUAGGAGUAGAAGCAUGUGAGAGGUUAACAACAAUGGGCAUAGCUGUAAAUUUGGUGACAUAUUUGACUGGUACUAUGCAUUUAGGCAAUGCUUCCUCUGCCAACAUAGUCACAAACUUCAUGGGAACCUGUUUUAUGCUCUGUUUGCUAGGUGGUUUUGUAGCCGACACUUUUAUUGGAAGAUACCUCACCAUAGCUAUCUUCGCAACUGUGGAAGCAAUUGGGGUUACAAUGUUGACAAUAUCAACAAUAAUUCCGAGCCUACAUCCACCAAAAUGCACACAAAACAGUGUAAAACAUUGUGAAGCAGCAAACAACAUUCAAUUAACGGUUCUAUACAUAGCACUAUACGUGACAGCACUUGGAAUAGGUGGUUUAAAAUCAAGUGUCUCUGGCUUCGGUUCAGACCAAUUCGACGAUUCAAACGAAGGAGAGAGAAAACAAAUGGUUAAAUUCUUCAACUGGUUCUUCUUUUUUAUAAGCAUAGGUUCAUUAACAGCAGUUACAAUUCUUGUUUACAUUCAAGAUCAUGUUGGAAGAGAUUGGGGUUAUGGAAUAUGUGUUUGUGCAAUAGUUGUGGCACUUUUUGUGUUCUUAUGGGGAACACAAAGGUAUAGGUUUAAGAAACUUGUGGGGAGUCCUUUGACUCAAAUUGCGGUGGUUUUUGUGGCGGCUUGGAGGAAGAGGAAGUUGGAAUUGCCGUUUGAUUCUUCCUUGUUGUUUAACGUUGAUGAUCAAAUUCUGAACAAGAACAAACAGAUGUUGCCACAUACCAAACAGUUUAGAUUCUUGGACAAGGCUGCAAUCAAGGGUCCAAAAAGAGAUAAUGGUGAUGAAAUGAACAACGUAGAGAGAAAAUGGUAUCUAUCAACAUUAACAGAUGUUGAAGAAGUAAAAUUGGUGAUAAGAAUGUUACCAAUAUGGGCCACAACCAUAAUGUUUUGGACAGUAUAUGCUCAAAUGACAACAUUUUCAGUAUCACAAGCAAAGACAUUAAACCGUCACAUAGGAAAAUCAUUUAAAAUCCCACCAGCAUCUUUAACCGCUUUCUUCAUUGGUAGCAUCCUCUUAACAAUUCCAAUUUAUGACCGUAUCAUUGUUCCCAUAACAAGAAAAAUCUUCAACAACCCACAAGGAUUAACCCCUUUACAACGCAUUGGUGUUGGUUUAGUCUUCUCAAUUUUUGCUAUGGUGGCAGCAGCACUCACUGAAUUAAAGCGUAUGAGAGUCACACAUUUACAUAAUUUGACACACAAUCCUAAUUCGGAGAUUCCUAUGAGUGUCUUUUGGCUGGUCCCACAAUUCUUCUUUGUGGGAUCUGGUGAGGCAUUUACUUAUAUAGGACAAUUGGACUUUUUCUUAAGGGAAUGUCCAAAAGGGAUGAAAACUAUGAGCACUGGGUUGUUCUUAAGCACAUUGUCUUUGGGAUUUUUCUUUAGCUCUUUAUUGGUGACUGUAGUGCAUAGAGUGACAGGUCAUCAUAAACCUUGGUUAGCAGACAACCUUAAUCAGGGGAAACUUUAUGACUUCUAUUGGCUUUUGGCUUUGUUGAGUGGAUUCAAUUUGGUCAUUUACUUGUUUUGUGCUAAGUGGUAUGUGUAUAAGGAUAAAAGACUUGCUGAUGAAGGCAUAGAAUUAGAGGAUUCAGAUACAACUUAUCAUGCUUAGGUUUUUCUUUUCCUUUGUAACAACUUAUAAUAUACACCUUUAAGUUUUAAUAUAAAUGUUACACUUUUUACUAACAA
Messenger RNA from Cicer arietinum (chickpea), 1967 nucleotides. Its product is annotated as protein NRT1/ PTR FAMILY 6.3. The record is from RefSeq and is a predicted model, not a curated record. NCBI's taxonomy places the organism in Eukaryota, Viridiplantae, Streptophyta, Magnoliopsida, Fabales, Fabaceae. Gene Ontology annotation, molecular function: transmembrane transporter activity. Gene Ontology annotation, cellular component: membrane. Gene Ontology annotation, biological process: transmembrane transport; oligopeptide transport.